CUAUUCUGAUCUCUAACAUACAUGUGACAAUAAGUGAUUUUUAAACAUUAAACUUAAGAAAUAAAAUAAAUAAAUGCUCGAGGUGAGAGACGAGGUAGUUGGGUGGAGAGAGAGGCUCAGAGGCUUCAUCGUUGUUUUAACCAUUUGUGUUUCUGAUUUUUAUCUGGUCAUCAUUACAGAGUCAAAAGUCCGGAGCUCUGCUGCUGCUGCAGCUCCCACAUUCUCACCAAAACACUCCCUCUUCAGCUCUCAGAAAGAAAUAACUUCAUGUUAACAAUGAGGAAGAGGAGGGUCUCAGUCCACUAAAAUAUCUUAUCCGCUGUAUUUUCUAUAGCUGCAGUUGGAUAUCUUCAUCUCUUAGACAUCAGCCUGCAUGUAGGAGUUUGAUGCUUCGACUGUUUGUUCUUAUGUGCUGUCUGUUUUCUAACAAGCUCUGUUAAAACAAAGAGGAUGGAAACAUUUAUCUUUACUAACAAUCUUCACACAUUCAUCGUCCUCAGUCAUCUUUUUAUUUUCAUGGUGUCAAACACGUCAUUGACACAAAUGGACACAAUGUGCACCUGCUGAGUCUUCUUAUCAUUUCUCUGUAGAACUUUUAUUUAUAAAAUAUUGAGAGAUUUCAGCUGAUGGACUCUACUUUUGAAACAUGAACAUCAACAAAAAAGAGAAAGAUCUGAUAAUUGCUAAAGUUGUGGUGAGGAUGUGACAUCUGACAAAUAACAGGAAGUACAAACAGUCUUAAAGAGUCAACAGUUCAGAGACUGUGACAGUCGAGAUUGAGAACAAGAAAGAAGUGAGACAGAGAAGCACGAUGGAUGAAUUCAGAUGGAUUCAAAUGUUCUCAUGUCUGAUGAUUCAGAUUGCAGUAUCUGUAAAUGAAACAUCCAUGUUUAUGAAAGUUGGAGGUGACGUCACUCUGCUUUGUCUAAACGUGAUAGAUGAGCAGAAUAACUGUGAUGGUACUACGUGGACCUUUGAUUCAAGAAACAAACCAGCAACAGUAGAGCUGAUCACACUUGGACAGAUUGGUGAAAAAGCCAAAACUAAAUCAGACAGACUGAGUGUUACAGCGAACUGUUCUCUGCUUAUAAAGAAGCUCACAGUUGAGAAUGUUGGUUUUUAUUACUGUCAACAAUACAAAGUCGAGGAAACCCCAUCUAAUCACACUCUGGUUCAUCAGUCUUUGGUUGAUCUCUCUGUUAUUACCUUGACUGAACAUAAGGACACUGAGAAGGUGACGUUAAGCUGCUCUGUGGUGACAUAUGCAGAGUGUCAUCACACAGUGAAGUGGCUGGUUGGAGGUCAAGCAGUGGACAAAGAGAACAAAGAAACAGUGACUUCACAGACUGACUGCUCCACCACUGUAUCUAUUCUGAAGUAUAAUUAUUUAUACUCAUCACGUCAUAAAAUACUGAAGUGUGAAGUGACUGAUACUAAAACAGGAAAAGUGCAGCUGUUUACCUUCAGCCGUCAGACCUCAGGUGACACAAAAACAACAAAGAAACCAGCCAGAAAAACUGAAACAACCACAACAAUUAAGACGCUUCUAAAAUCAGAUGAUACAACAACAAAAAUGCCAACUAUGGAAAGUGAAAGCAUGACAGCAAACAACAAAUCAUCAGGAGAUUCACAACAUGAUUUUGUAUCUUUGAGGUUCAUAAUUGUCUCUGUGGGAUUGGCAGCACUUUCAAUAACAGCUGUGACAGUCAACAUGUGGACAAAAACUAAAGGGAAGAAAACACAGAUGGAUAAAAACACAGUACAUUAUGAUAGAGGUGAAGAUGUGGGAAACUCUGCUGUUUCUAUCAGACUGCACUGAUCAACAACUUGCUGAUAAAAUCACUGCUGUUAUAUUAUCAGUAUCAUCUCAUCUGGUUUUACACAUUAAAUGUCUUAGAUAUGAUGAGUCCAUUUUGUCCACAAGUGUGUGUGUGUGUGU
This is a messenger RNA of Oreochromis niloticus (Nile tilapia), 1939 nucleotides long. RefSeq lists its product as uncharacterized. Gene Ontology annotation, cellular component: membrane raft; external side of plasma membrane. The transcript is spliced from 8 exons. Gene Ontology annotation, molecular function: MHC class II protein binding; protein tyrosine kinase binding. Bases 812 to 1819 code for a protein of 335 amino acids. Lineage: Eukaryota; Metazoa; Chordata; Actinopteri; Cichliformes; Cichlidae. Gene Ontology annotation, biological process: interleukin-15-mediated signaling pathway; T cell activation; positive regulation of ERK1 and ERK2 cascade. The record is from RefSeq and is a predicted model, not a curated record.